Messenger RNA from Acanthochromis polyacanthus (spiny chromis), 1205 nucleotides. Its product is annotated as nucleolar MIF4G domain-containing protein 1-like. Lineage: Eukaryota; Metazoa; Chordata; Actinopteri; Pomacentridae. Bases 135 to 1025 code for a protein of 296 amino acids. The record is from RefSeq and is a predicted model, not a curated record. The transcript has 2 exons.
UUCCCCCACCCACACUCUGUCUCUCUCACAUGCCUGACUUUUCAUUUCUAAAACUCUCCUCACGCGUCCACAGCUUCACCUCUUUCAUUCACUUGUUUUCAUGAUUGGACUCGCGGAUCUGCUCAGCGAACACCAUGAGGACCAAAGCCUUCCCAGUUCUGUCUUUACUCAUGCUGGCUCUCCUGAUUCCUGCAUCUUAUUCUAGUAAUUCAACACAAACUAGGCCCACCAAUUCCUCCUCUACUCUCUCAAACGACACAACAGCAUCUACUGAAGCUCCACCUUCUGUAAGUCCUUCAUCUAAUGCCACACAAGCAAAGGAAGAGGUCAGCACAGCCUCAACUCGGCCAUCAGUCUCAUCGCCACAAACCACUAAAGCGAGUGAACAUACCUCACCCGCAAACAAACCCGAUUCCUCCGGCAAUCUCAAAGUGGGCUUGACAGUUUUUAUUCUGCUGAUCAUUCUGGUGUUUGUGGGGGUUGUGGGAUGCCUCUACUACAUGAAGAGGCAGCAGCCAGGUCAGGAAAAUGCUGUCACCAGGUUUCUACUGGGUGUGAGAGACAGUCUGAGGACCAGGAUCGGUAACCUGGAGGACCGGAUGGGUGUUCGCCUGUGGCCUGGAGGGAAGACAGGAGAGGAGGAAGAUGUGGAGGAAGCAGACGAAGGACAGACAGAGGAGGCAGGACAGCAGAGAGACGGAGAUGGAGAAGGAGGACGUAGUGAAACGAGCAAUGAAAAUAAAGAAAAAGACAAGGAGGAAGACAGCGAAACUUCAGAUGACUGCUCCAGCGUGGAGGGUGAAGAUCUGAGGGAGAGUGUGCUGAACAGACAGGAGGAAGAGGAGAAGAACCAGAACGAGGCCGAGGACGACGAUGACACCAGCAGUGGAAGUGAUGAAGGUGAGAGUGCUGCAGAGGGAGACAGCGGUGGAGAUAAAAAGGCCGACUCAGAAGAGAUAGCGCUGAUGAACUGUCCACAGGAAGACGAUGAAAACAUUGAUUUAUGUGAUGUUACUGUGCUGUAGUGAAACAAAGCAUGAUUGGAAGAAGCAGGAAGGAAACAUAGUCAUGAUGGUUUUAAGAAUGUAGUUUUAUGGAAGCUUAGAGGUUUUCUGUUUGUCAUGUUUUUUCUGGCUAAACAAACUGAAGGUGUAAUGUAAUGUCAGAAUGUAUGAGAUGAUCUUCAAAUAAACUGUUCAAAUGUU